AUGACAUUUACAAGUGCCUCUCACAUCGGGAGGAAGUCUCAAGGCGAUGGACAAUAAGUUAUUUGGACCCGGGUUGGGAUCAGGAGAUCGGUGGCAGAGCCUGACGCGAAGCCAGGGGGAGUGGUAACAAUUGGCAGUGAUCAGUGAGGUCAGGCCGCUAUGUUAUGCAAGCCAUGAAGCACGUGGAACCUGCCCUGAAACAAACCAUUCAAAAUCUGCCCACGUCGGCUUUCAGUGGAUAUUACCGGGGUGGAUUUGAGGCUAAAAUGACAAAGAGAGAGGCAUCUCUUAUUCUGGGAGUGAGCCCCACAGCUAACAAAGUUAAGGUGCAGGAGGCUCACAGGAGGAUCAUGGUACUGAACCACCCAGACAAAGGUGGAUCUCCAUACCUUGCUUCCAAAAUUAAUGAGGCUAAAGAUUUGUUAGAUUCUCAGUCCAAGAAAUGAUCUCGCAGGAAGAAUGCUCAGCUCGUGGCCACAGUAAAAUCAAACUGACUUAACUCUUUAAUCAUCCUGGAAAUUCCUUGUGUACAUUUUAAAUAAAUCACGUGAAGAUAUUUAAGUGUA
Messenger RNA from Callorhinchus milii (elephant shark), 566 nucleotides. It is a transcript of the gene dnajc19, whose product is annotated as DnaJ (Hsp40) homolog, subfamily C, member 19. Gene Ontology annotation, biological process: protein import into mitochondrial matrix. The record is from RefSeq and is a predicted model, not a curated record. Gene Ontology annotation, cellular component: PAM complex, Tim23 associated import motor. Gene Ontology annotation, molecular function: ATPase activator activity. The coding region runs from base 165 to 446 and encodes 93 amino acids. Lineage: Eukaryota; Metazoa; Chordata; Chondrichthyes; Chimaeriformes; Callorhinchidae. The transcript is spliced from 5 exons.